This is a messenger RNA of Lolium perenne, 1647 nucleotides long. NCBI's taxonomy places the organism in Eukaryota, Viridiplantae, Streptophyta, Magnoliopsida, Poales, Poaceae. The record is from RefSeq and is a predicted model, not a curated record.
AUGUGCGGCCCUCGCGAUCCUACCAAGAUCACCGGCCUCCCAUUAAGCAAAGACGACGUGGUCCUCAAGGCUAGGCAGAUCUGCCAGACUGAUAUGCCGAUGGAUUGGGAGUGGGGCUUCCUUCCCCUCAGCUCCACCAAUCCUCCCACUCCUGAAGCAAAAGAGCGCUUCCCUCGCAUUGCCUCGGAGGAACGAGGCCCUUGCCGGAAGCGGGAUCUGGACGAGGUCGAUCCAGAUCCAUACGUGCAUUGGACCGAGCUCAAGAUGGGCGGCACCCACGCUUCGCGCCCCGAUGCUCCCUCAGCCAGCGCCAACCCACAAGUUGUGGAGCACGCUGCUCCGCUACAAGCUGAGGUAGGCCGGGAGUUCCUGGAGAAACUCACCUCCGGGGGCAAGAAGAACAAGGCUCCGGCGCCCGAAGCCGUCCCAAGCGAUGCUCCUCCCGCCAAGCGCUCCCGGCAGGAAGUUGUUGGCGGGAAGAAGGUUUCCAAGAAGCACUACCAGAAGCAGGAGAUGCCGGUUGCUUCCGGUCCUGCGCUCAAGAUUUCCAAGAGCGCCACUGACAUGAGUGCGGGGCGCGCGGCCCCUGAACCUUCAGAACCCCGCGCGGAGGAGGAAACUAUCUCCCCUCCAGAAGAUCAAGAUACCAGCGCCAGCAACACCGGCGCCAACACUGAAGAUGCUGGGAGGGCGGAACCUCAGGUUCCUCUCGUCCCGAAGAAGAAGAAGAAGGACACUACCUCCUCCCCCUCCAAGACCAUGCCGGAGCCUUCCGCUCCGGCAACCUCUACUCCGGCAAAGGAUGCAUCAGAAGCUCCUGCGCCUCCCAAGACCGCGCCAGCGCCUCCACCGGCUGCCUCUACCGGCGAGCCAGCCGCCGCCAAGCCAACGCCGCCGCCAAGCCAAGAACCCGCAGCGGCCAAGCCUAUGGCUCCGGAGGGCAUCAAGCUCUCCAAACAAGAAGCUGCCGCAGCCAGCUCCUUCUCCUCCGACCCGCAGUCCCUUACACUGCACGCCGGUCGCGCCGCUAUCGUGGCCGGAGAAACAGCUUCAGCUCAGCUGGGCCGAAUCUUCUUGAUUACGCUGGGGAGCCGACCUGGGCAUCUGCUUGAUUACGCUGAGAAGUGGAAUCAAGCGGAUUUGUCCCCGGCGACGCGCGGCCUGGGGAAGGACAAGCUGCCGGCGAUCGAUCCUGCCGGCGCCCGGAGCACCGGACAACACUUCAGCCGGCUGCGGCGCGCGGUCAAGGAGUUUGACAACGCGUGGCACGACGCUACCAACAAUGUUGUUGUAAGUUGCACAAAACUUCAAACUGUUCCGGAAGCCUCCAUCGAAGCCCUCAAAGCUCUGCUCGCCACUCUUCAAGCUGAAAAGGAGCAGCUUGCCGCGGAACACCACAAGGUUAGGAGCCUUGUAGGUGAGCUGAAGGAGGAGCUGGUGCAGGCUGAGCUCCGGCAUGACCGGGAGCGGAAGGAGGCCAAAGCCGCAGCCGAGGCUAAGCUAGAUGAAACUCUGAAGGAGUGCGCUGAUUCCACCGCGGUGCUGCGGGCUGAGCUGGAGGAGGAGAGCGGGGCGCGGAAAGCGGCCCAAGACCGGAUCGCCCUCCUAGAGGCGGAGCAAAAGGAGUACGACCGGUUGGUCGUGUAG